Messenger RNA from Bactrocera dorsalis (oriental fruit fly), 1620 nucleotides. Its product is annotated as protein toll-like. The transcript has a single exon. Gene Ontology annotation, biological process: toll-like receptor signaling pathway; innate immune response. NCBI's taxonomy places the organism in Eukaryota, Metazoa, Arthropoda, Insecta, Diptera, Tephritidae. Bases 1 to 1620 code for a protein of 539 amino acids. Gene Ontology annotation, cellular component: membrane. The record is from RefSeq and is a predicted model, not a curated record. Gene Ontology annotation, molecular function: transmembrane signaling receptor activity; protein binding.
AUGAGUUUGGCUUUAGCCAACGCCCUUAAAUAUAUUACCAAGUUGCAACCAGAAAAUUACGAAGGUGGCAAGAUUGGCUCAACAGUAAUCAAUUUUAGUGGCAAUCGUUUGCGCGAAUUUACUUUGGAUUGGCUUGAGGCAGUGAAAAUUCCAUGCCCUUUUGAAAUAAACCUAGAGCACAAUCUGAUUGAAAACAUUUUUGCUUUACAAAAUUCCAACGGUUCGAGUGCCGAUUGCGCACCCGAAAUCAAAAUGACUGGUAAUCCGAUCGUGUGCGAUUGUAAAUUUGCUUGGAUUUACAGUGAAAACUAUCGUUCGCUGUUCAAUGGUUCACAGUGCGUUCAGACGUCAACCAAACUAGUAAAAGAUCUCGCGCAACUGGAACGUAAUGAACUGUGUGCUUGGGAACCAGUAAUGUGCCCCAGCGAAUGCAAUUGUUACACACAAUUUGAAUUCCUGCACAUCAAUUGCAAGGGUGCGCAACACAUCGAACAGCUCCCUCGCCCCGAGCAAGUUGGCCUCAAGAGUUCGGUACUCGACAUUAGCAAUAACAAUUUCAUUGCAUUGCCGCUAAACACCACCUUCGGGUAUGGUAACGUUUCGCAACUCAACGCGUCGUCCAAUAAAAUCACAAGCAUAUAUAUCAGUCAACUGCCAACCAAUUUGACGGGUUUGGAUCUACGAAAUAAUCGCUUAAUAUCUUUAAAUGAUGAAUUUUUACGUACAUAUCUCAAUGAGAGCACAAAACUACAAUUUCUCUAUCUAAGUGAAAAUCCUUGGUUUUGCGACUGUUCCACGCUGCAAUUGCUGUACACCAUACGAACACAUCGGACACGCAUACCCGAUGCCGACCAGUUACUCUGUGUUAAUCUGCCGAACGAUACACUCCUAAUUGCAAAUAUGAGAGAAUUGUGUCCAACUCCUGUUACGGUUGAACAUAAUCAGUACUUGAUUUUAACUUUGAUUAGCGUGGGGUUAACAAUUAUUAUUUUACUUUGCAUUAUCGUACUCUUCUAUAAAUAUAAAUUAGAAGUGAAAGUCUGGUUAUAUAAUCACAACAUAUUGAGAUUUUGCAUUCGCGAAUGUGAGCUGGAUAAGCAUAAAACAUUCGAUGCGUUUAUUUCGUAUGCUCACCAGGAUGCAGACUUCGUCAACCAUACAUUGCUGCCACGACUCGAGCAGUGCGAACCACCAUUUCGUGUAUGCACGCACGAACGCAAUUGGCUAGCUGGCGCUUAUAUACCUGAACAAAUCAUUGAAUCGGUGGAACAGUCGCGUCGGACGAUCAUUGUGCUUUCGCAGCACUUCAUCGAGUCGGAUUGGGCGCGCAUGGAGUUUCGCACAGCGCAUCAGUGCUCGUUGAACGAGGGUCGUGCGCGCAUAAUAAUGAUUAAAUAUGGAGAAAUCUCGAAAAGCGAGUUAUUAGACAGAGAACUAAAGGCAUAUUUGGACAUGAAUACAUAUCUGGAUUGGCAAGACGUCAGAUUUUGGGACAAAUUACGCUACGCCAUGCCACAUAAAGUGGGUGUAGAGAGGAGUUCCGAUAUGCUAAAAAUUAACGGCAGAAUGUAUGUUAUGGGACAAGUUGUGACGAAUCGUUUGGGUGACGAAAUGGUUUAA